AAACAAAAGUGAAAAUAUGAAAUAAGCUGGAGGGCACGAUUCUACUGUUAACACUGACUCGAACGUAAUUUUCUCAGUAACCAAAAGGAUCGCGAUGGAUGAUUAUCCUUAUCCGAUCACUGUAGAGGGAGAUUGGCGGCCUGAACACGCUAAAAGUGUGAAAAAUAAACUUCAGAUUUACUUUCAGAGUAAGAAGAAAUCUCAAGGAGGAGACUGCGUCGUGCAAUAUGAUGACAAGUGCAACUUCGCUACGAUUCUGUUCAAAUCUUCCCAGAGCCGAGAUGGUGUGCUCUCAAAGGCAGCACACAGUAUUACCAUUGACAAUCAACAAAUCGAGUUGAAAGUGUACAAACCCAACACAGGACAAAAGACAGAGCAGGCAUGUGGAAAUCAGGAACCAAGCCAAGAUGGUGCGGUCCCCCAGAAACAGGCAUGCGGAUAUCAGGAACCAAAAGAUCAAAGUGAUGUGGAUGUGAAGAAGCCUCAAGAGUCAAGUGCUGUGGUCCUGGAGAACCUUCCAGAUGAUUUUAAACAAGAUGUUUUAAGUCUUUUGGUGGAGAACAUCAGCAGUCUUCCUGAAAAUGACUAUAGCAUGGAAUUAAUACCAGAAUUAAGAAAAGCAGUUGUGACCUUCAAAAAUCCCAGUGCUGCAGUAAAGUUCCUUGAGGACAGCAGGACACAUGAAAAGUUCAAGAAGAAUAAUCUGAGGGCCCGUGCACUGGAGAGAAGCACAAGUGUGCGAGUGGAGAAUCUUCCAGCUGAGGCCAACAACAACAAGAUGCUGCUGGAACUGUAUUUUGAGAAAUGGGGCGGUCCAGUAGAUGAGGUUAUCAUAAUUCCAUCAGAACAAGCAGCCAUUAUUAUCUUUAAGGAGGAAGAAGCCAAAGAGAGAGUUUUGAAGCGAGAAAAUAACAUCUGUGAUGUUCCAGUGAAGAUAUAUCCCUACUUCAAAUCACUUGAUACAAUCUUAUAUGGUGGCAAAAGACCACAUUUGAAGCUGCCUGAACCCAUUACAGUCAGUGUACAUCCUGCCAUCAGGGAGUUCAUCCUCAAUAAAGGGCAGAUUUCCUCUAUGAAAGACCGGAUGAGCUUCUGCCAAAUAAACAUGGACAAACCUGAAGUUUUGCUCAGUCCUGAUCCAGCAUUACUGAAACAGAAAGGAGUUACUAGACAAUUUAUUGAUGGCUGGAAUAAGAAUGCAACUGAUGCCUUUAAAAAAAUAAUCUCAAACUACACAACAUCUGAGUGGCCGGUGUCACACGCCUUGUGGUCUAAAGUGGAGAGUGAUGUUAAGAAAGAAGUAAAAAAUCAGGUUUUCACAGAUAUGGAUGCGUCUAGAGGAGUGCUGACUCUGGCAGGAAUGACACAUGAAGUAAUCGGAUUGAAACCCAUCAUAAAGAAAAUUUUAGAGAGAGCAACAAAUCAAAUGGAAAGAGAGAAGAACAGUGUGACAGAGUACAUGGAACUUCCUCCUGCUAUGUACACUCUGCUUGAACAAGAUGGCCUGCAAAAUGCUGUUUCUCCACACCUGCACACUGACUACAACAAAAAAAUGAACAAACUAAUUUUAUCAGGUCUUCAUACAGAAACUAUUGACUUCAAAAAUUGGGUCCUUGAGAAGCAAAUAAAUAUGAAACAGAAGCGCUUACAGAUUGACCGUUCAAUCCUGGAGUUUCUGCGAUCAGAGGAUUCUGAUGAAAUGUCCAGAGAGCUCUUCAUAUCUCAUGGAAUAACUGCUGUCUAUACAAUCGAAAAUGGAGAUGUUGUUGUGAUUGGGAGCACAGAAAGAGCACUUGCUGAUGCAGAGAAGAGGGUGAAUACAGUUUUCACAACCAAAUACCUCACUGUAGAAGAUCAGGGUGUCCUUCAAAUGCCAGAGUGUCUGGAUCUCAAAAAACAGCUGGAAAAAAAGAGAUUUGUGUCUAUAAACCUUUCACAGAGAGAAAAAGUAGUAGUGACUGGAUUCAGAGAACCAGUGAUGGAGGUCAGUGAGCGUUUAGGAAGUUUCAUUGAGAAACACACUAGAAUUGAAGAAACUGUUCGUGUCAAAUCACAUGCAGCAGUUGAAUUUAUAAAAGAUAGAAAAUCACAAGACUGGCAGCAUUUUAUUAAGUCUGAUGAAGUGAACGUCCAUUUUGAUCCAAAGAGACCCUGGAUCAAACUGUCUGGAGCGCGUACAUUUGUCCAGCCAGCUUUGACUCUCUUUAAAGGGUUGGCAGAUGCUCUCUACACAGACACACUAAUCAUUAAAAAGGCAGGAGCAAAGAAGUACUUCAUGGAGCAGGGUAAAAUUAUGUUCUCAAUGCUGUUAAAGGAAAAAAGAUUUGUUGUGGUUCUUCAGGAAGAUGACAUGCUGGAAGAGGAGAAAGAUGAAUUUACUGAAGGUAGUUUCGUAGAUAUUGACCAGGUCUCUUGUGAGGUUCGAAUGCCAGGUGGAGUAACUGUUACUGUCAGGAAGGCAAACAUUUGCAAGCUCCAUGUUGAUGCUGUGGUCAAUGCUGCUAAUGAAGAUCUGAAGCACAUCGGUGGUUUAGCUUUAGCACUUCUCCAAGCUGCUGGACCAAGUCUGCAGCAAAACUGUGACCUACACACAAAAGCAAAUGGUCCUCUGAAGCCUGGAGAUGCCAUCAUCACUGCCGCUGGUCGUCUUCCCUGUAAAUAUGUAGUGCACGCUGUUGGACCUCGCUUCAGUGAUUCAGACAGACAUACCACUGUUCAACGCCUGAGACGUGCUGUGAGGGAAAGUCUGAAUCAGGCGACAACCAGAAAUUGCUCCUCCAUUGCAAUUCCAGUUAUUAGCUCAGGGAUAUUUGGUUGUCCUCUCGACCUUUGCACUGAAUCAGUUGCCAAGGAGGUGCAUGAGUACAUUGAAGAUCACAACUACAGAGCCUCUAAUAGCACAUUAACUGAAAUUCAGUUGGUUGACAAUAAUGGCAACACUGUGAAUGCCAUGAGUCAAGCUGUCAGAAAGGAGUUUGCUGCUUAUAACCCCAAAAUGACUUUCCCUCAUCAAACCAAACCCCAUGGGCAUAGUGACUAUGGGCAAGACUAUCGUGAAAAUGGCCGUGGUCGUGGUCAUGGCCAUAGAAACGAUGACCAAAGAAACCAAGAGUUUGAAGAUCCUAAAAGCCAUGGUAAUAGAGACUUUGAAGAACAAGCACACUGGAGAAGAGAAACCUCAAACUACGGUGACAGGUCAGAUAAAUUUGAAGGGUUAAGUGUACUUGAGAGGAAAACUACACAAGAGGGACUAAAAAUCAUUCUGAGCAAAGGGAACAUCCAGGAUGCCAGAUCCGAUGUCAUUGUAAACACGAUAUCGGAGGACUUGGACCUCAGUAAAGGUGCCAUUUCCAAAGCACUCCUUCAGACUGCUGGUUAUCAGCUCCAGUCAGAAAUCAAAAGAGCUGCUCGCUCAAACGGUGUGAAUUAUGGUGAAGUGGUCAUCACAGAUGGUUAUGAAUUGAAAUGUCAGAAAGUCUUCCAUGUAGUUUGCCCAUUUUGGAGACAAGGCUCAGAAGAUAAGGUACUCAUUCAGAUCAUUAGAUAUUGCCUGAAAAAAGCAGAAAAGUGGAGAAUGGCUUCAGUCGUCUUCCCAGCUAUUGGGACUGGGAAUCUUGGCUUUCCUAAAGAUCUGGUGGCCAGAAUCAUGCUGACAGAAGUCCAGGAAUUUAAGCCUACAAACCUUCGAGAGGUAACUGUGGUUGUGCACCCUUCUGACAAGGAGAGUAUAGAGUGCUUUACCAGCGUCUUUAGACGUGGGAUUCAGGGUCCCAUCACAAAAGGAGCACAUCAACAUGUCAUGCCUAAAAUGAAUAUUCCUAGCAAAUCAGCUCAGACCUCUGAGCUUGUUGGCAAAGUCUCCUCUCCCUCUCUCGGGGUGCACACUAUGCAGCUGGGUCAAGUGAUUCUGGAGGUUUCAUCAGGAGACAUAACUAAAGAAAAAACUGAUGCCAUUGUCAACUCCUCAAAUCAUAAAUUUUCUCUGAAAGCAGGAGUAUCCAAGGCCAUUUUAGAUGCUGCUGGAGUACAAGUGGAACAAGAAUGUUCACAGAUUGUGGGAUCAUCAAACAUACAGCAAACAGAGAUUGUUACUUCAGCCGGGCGGCUUCCAUGUGGAAACAUCAUCCAUGUUAUUGGACAUAAUAGUCCAUCUGAAAUUAAGGAUGUUGUUUUGUCUGUUCUGAAGUUAUGUGAGUCACGCCAGAUUACUUCUGUUGCCUUCCCAGCUCUUGGCACUGGUCAGGGGGGUGCAAAUCCAGCUGAUGUUGCGGAUGCAAUGGUUGAUGCAGUUGUUGACUUUGUAAAGAAAAAGAAACCAGUGCAUGUAAAGCUUGUGAAAUUUCUUAUAUUCCAGACGAACAUGGUGGUAGACUUCCACCAAUGCAUGGUCAGAAGAUCUGGUGAGAAAGUAGAAGAGGAUAAAGGUGUGUUUUCCAAAAUUAAAGAUACGUUUCAUCACUUAUUUUGGGGGGAAAGUUCAGAAUCUUCCAAAAAUGAAGAGUUUGUGAUGGUGGGUGAAGAAAUUGAGCCAGUUGUGUUUCAACUGUGUGGAGAGACACCAGAGGACUUGAGUGAAGCCAAGGACAUGAUCAACAGCAUGAUAUUACGGGAGCAUGUGACCAUCCCAAUCCAUGAUCCAGCCAUUGCUCAUUUCACCAAGGAGGAUGUAGAAACACUAAACGCCAUGCAGAGGGAGCUCACAAUCAGUGUCCGGGUUGAGAAGAAAGGCCAAGACUCUGUCAUCACACUGGAGGGCCUGACAAGAGACGUUCAUACUGCAAACAGUCGUAUUCGGGACAUGAUCAGAAAGGUGGAAAGAAAUGAAAAACGAAGGCAUGAGGCUUUUAUAAUUAGCAGUGUGAUUAACUGGCAAUAUCAGGAGAAUGGACGCAGCCUCAAAACCUUUGAUAUUUUGACCAAUUAUGACUUGGAGCAGGCAUAUCGGAACAAACAGCCUUCAGUAAGAAUCAAGAUUAAUAAUGAUGAAUAUGAGGCUGAUUUAGUUCGCAAAGUGGCCACAAGAAGAGGAUUAAGGAUUGAACUGAACAGAGUAGAUCUGCAAGCUGCAGUUGCAGCUGCUGCUCAAAGCCCUUUGCCUUCACACUGGGACGACAUGAAAGGACACGCAGUUGUUCUUGUAAAACUCAAAGAAGACUCAAAGGAAUAUGCAGAAGUUGAGAAGGAGUUCAGGAGAACCAAUCUAAACUCUAAAAUCAUUGAAAUUGAAAGAGUUCAGAACAAUGCACUUUGGAAAAACUACAUGAUAAAAAAGGAGGAACUGGAAGACAAAAACAAGCACAAAAACAAUGAAAAGCGUCUCUUCCAUGGCACUGGCCCUGAUAAGACAGAUCAGAUCAACAAUAACGGCUUCAACCGCAGCUUCGCUGGCAUGCAUGGAGCCAUGUAUGGGAAUGGUUCAUAUUUUGCUGUGGACCCACAUUACUCAGCCAAGGGCUACUCAAAACCUGAUGCCAAAGGACACAAACGCAUGUACCUUGUCAGGGUGCUUGUUGGUGACUUCACUCAAGGAAAACCAGGCCUUCCUGUUCCCCCUGCGAGGAGCUCCAAUAGUGCUGAUCUCUAUAACAGUGUGACUGACAACAUGAGCAACCCAACCAUGUUUGUGAUCUUCAAUGAUGUACAGGCUUAUCCAGAAUACCUAAUCACCUUCCAGUAAUGGUUAUGCGAUUUAAGUGUUUUGCCAUCUAUUGUUUUUGUUGUUGUUUAACAUGGUUUUCGUGAGGCUGAACACACUAUGGGUAUAUAACCUAUGAAAUUUUUGAGAGAAUUACAGAAAUUAUUACAAUUUAGGCUCUCAGAGGCAAUGUAUGAAACAUGCCUGUAAUGACAAAAAAAAAAAAGAAAUGUAAUCUUAAGAAAGUUUUAAUUCAAACCUGUGAGCAUUCAUAGUGUCCCAUUUUAGCUUGAGCUGGUGAAACUCACUAUAGAUUUAAUAUCAUGGUUCCCUUCUAAUCAUUACCUACCCUAAUCAGCAGUUGUUUGUUUUCAUAUAUUGAAGUGCUGCUUACAAGGAAAAGAGUAUGUAUAUGGAGAUUAUGUGCAUGGCUAUUAAAGCAGCCUAGUGAUUAAAAUUAGAUAUACCAUUAAGUAAAAGUUUGUAUCACUUGGGUGGUGUGUAACUGCAAUAAGAAAGUAUUGAGUUCUUGUCUUGGUGGAAAGUUGAUAAUAAAACAAGAAAAAUGUUGGCUGUAUAAAAUCAAUGGAUGGACCAACAUUUUAGCAGCUGGUGCACAUUUUAUUUUGUGAUUUGACUAACUUCAACUGUUCUGGCUUCUAGCAAAUAAAGGUCUUUCAUUGACA
Messenger RNA from Cyprinus carpio (common carp), 6321 nucleotides. Its product is annotated as protein mono-ADP-ribosyltransferase PARP14-like. Gene Ontology annotation, biological process: negative regulation of gene expression. Gene Ontology annotation, molecular function: transcription corepressor activity; NAD+ poly-ADP-ribosyltransferase activity. Gene Ontology annotation, cellular component: nucleus; cytoplasm. NCBI's taxonomy places the organism in Eukaryota, Metazoa, Chordata, Actinopteri, Cypriniformes, Cyprinidae. The record is from RefSeq and is a predicted model, not a curated record.